AUGGGCACACCCUUCAUCUCGCUCCUAGAGCCGACCCGGCUCGACGGCUACGACCGCACCAAGCCACACACCCAGCAACCGUCGCACAUCCCACCCCUCUUCAUCGACGCAAUGGAAGUGCGCGAGACCGUCUUCGUCACGGAGCAGCAGUGGCCCCUAGAGUGCGAGCACGACGCCGACGACGCGCGCUCGUGCCACUGGGUCACGUACGCCAGCGUGAACCGCACCACGCGCGCCGAAGUGCGCGACCCAACCACAAACGAGGUCACCCAACCGCGCCAGUCCGAGACGCGCAGCAUGCCCAUCGGCACGCUGCGCAUAGUCCCCUUCCCGCACCCGCCGCACCCGCCGCCGGGCGGGCGGUACGUCGACGGCGAGCUCCAACAAGAAGCCGACGACGAGGUGCACGCCAGCCCGGCCGACGAGCGGCGCGAGAACGCAGACAUGCCGUUCGGGAACGACCGCGCCACCACGUUCCACGACGGCAGGGAGCCCUAUGUCGGUGUCGGCCGCGUCGCCGUCGUCCCCGAAUUCCGCGGCCACCGCGUCGCCGACCAGCUCUGGGCCGCCGCCAAGCGCUGGCUCGAGGAGAACCCGGCCUACUUCAACCCCAGCGUCAGCUCCCUGGGCAUGGACCGGCUUGAGGCCGCCGCCGCGACCGACAUCCCCAAGUGGAAUGGUCUGGUCUGCACUCACGCGCAAGAGGCCGUGGUUAAGGUCUACCAGAGAUGGGGCUUCCAGGUUGACGAGGGUAUGGGCAAAUGGACCGAGCAGGGGAUUCCGCAUGUGGGCAUGUUCAUGCGUUUGCAGGUAAAGGAGACAGAUCCGAAAAUAUGA
This is a messenger RNA of Anthostomella pinea, 837 nucleotides long. The record is from the annotation of a GenBank genome assembly. NCBI's taxonomy places the organism in Eukaryota, Fungi, Ascomycota, Sordariomycetes, Xylariales, Xylariaceae.